Molecule: messenger RNA, 923 nt
Organism: Bombyx mandarina (wild silkworm)
Lineage: Eukaryota; Metazoa; Arthropoda; Insecta; Lepidoptera; Bombycidae
Source: RefSeq, a predicted model, not a curated record
ACUUUUAUUGUGGGCUCAUUUCGUUCACACGAUUUCAACUGUUUGCAUACAAUAACAACUCGAGGUUAAAAACUACAAGUGAAAAAAUGAAGUUUCAACAGACAAAUUGUCGAGUGCCGAUAGUUAGAAAGUGCUGUUUCUGCGUGCCAAUACGCAGGGGAAUAACCAUAUUUGGAUAUGUUAAUUUGGCACUGUCUCUGCUCUCUCUACCAUUACUGGUGAUCCUUUUGGUGGAGCAGGUCGGCGUUGACAAGACGUUGGAUACAAGCCACAUCGAUCCCCUGGUUCACCUGCCUUUGACCAUCACCUUCAUAAUUGUAGAUGUUGUAAUGACCAUAUUGUUAUUGAUUGGAGCUCAUAAGAAAAAGAAAUGUUUGUUAAAGGCGUACUUGUAUUUUGGAAUAGUUUUCCAGCUUGUUACGCUGCUGGUGGACCUGGUGUACUUCGAUUACAGAGAAUACGUCGAGAAUACAAUUUACUUCUUUUUUUUAGGUUUAAACGUGUAUCUACUGUUCCUGGUGUAUAGCGUUGUUAGGUUGUUAGAACAAAAUUCCGAAGUGCAAUACGUAGCGCAUCGGCACGAGGUCGUCUGAGCAUCGUGAAUCGAACUCUUCGGCUAUUUGUAUUUAAGGUUUAAUUUAAUUUAAGCUCAAGCGAUGCAACUACAGCGUUUUUUUAAACAACAAAUACCCCAUAAUCUGUAAGCGAAGUGAUGCAAAAGCAAAAUGUCCUCCUUCUUAAAGGCGACAGUUUAAAAAACUUCAUAUGUUCUGAAUAUGUUCCCUGGGAGACUGGAACCGUGGCUUCGAUCUUUAAGCAGAGGUGUCUUUCAAGAUUAUUAUUUUCCUACCUAUGUUAAUAGCCUUGAGAGGCUAUUUCAGCUUCUCCUUGACGUGUAGGUGAGCUCACGGGGCUCAAACUGG